AUGAGAGAGGUUCCUGGCAAAUGGAAGACAGCAAAUGUUAACCCUAUCUUUAAGAAGGGCAAUAAGGAGGAUGUGGGGAACUACAGGCCCAUCAGCCUCACCUUGAUCCUCGGGAAGGUAAUGGAGCAACUAAUCCUGGAUAUGAUUUCCAGAUACGUGAAGGAUGGGAAGAUUCACUUAUAUGGCUCAAUAGACGUUUCCAGCAUGUUCUUUGCGAAAAUGAAUGGGAAAUUGAAGCUUAUGAAAUUUUUUAUUGGUGAAAAAAAGCUGGAAGAGCCAAGUAACAUGAUGAAAGUCCUCUUCCAGGUCAAAGACUUCUUUGACAGCAACGAAGAUGGAUCGCUUACCAGCCGAGUGAAUCAUGUACAGGAAACCGAGCAUAUCGCUGUGGUCUCUCUGCUGCCCCCGGUGCAGCAUUGGUGGAUUGACCGGGAUCAAGCUGACGGCCUGUAUCAGGCUCACUGGUAUGAGUUUUGGGUUCUGCUCAGCAGCCCUACAUCUGAUCAGGCUGUAGGAGACCUGGUGCCAGUGAACGGUCAGCUUGUAACAUCAGCCAGCAUCAGAGAGAAAAAGCUCCUCAAGCCUAAGAGGAAGAAGAAAGCCCAGUGCUCAGAAAAGGGAGUGUCAAAAGACCUGCUUUCUGUGGAAAAAGACAGACUGCAAGAGGAGGAAGGAGUUUGGCAGACCAAGAUCAGCAGCCGAGAAAAGAGACACUUAAGGAAGGAACGGCUGAAACAAAAAGAAGACCCCAGCAGAGCAUCACGAGGUAACUCUGUGGUCGAGUGGGAGGAGAAGGGGACAGUGUGGCCACGCACAGCGAGCGGGGCGGAGGACACCAGUGGCCGUGGGAAAGGCAGCCUUGUUGCAAAGGCAGAGUGUGGGACUGCGCUGAAGACCUCAGAAGAAUCUGUGCCCUCCUGGUCAGAAGAGGAUGUUUUUUGCAAUGUAGGUACAUGGGAUAUUGCAGAAGUGAAAUCCCGUCCUGUGACCUUUGGGACUUUUUCAGAGCUGUCCAGGGAGUUAGAUAAUGUGAAGAGCAAAUCAUCUGAGGAUAGCCCUUCCAGACACUGUUGGAAGGCCAGCGCGCCUUUCCUCACGGCAGAUGAUGUAUGGCAGGGGCACGAUGAUCCUUCAGCAAUUGACCUCGACUCCGACUGGAAGGCUCCCACAGAGGAGUGGGGAAACUGGACAGGAGAUGAGGAGCAUCAGGCAGGAGAUGAGAAAGAGAAGGAUUUACCAAAAGGCAAAGAAGACAUUCAUUUCUGUCUUUCUGGACGUGAAAGCAAAACGCAGCGGAAGAGGAAGAAAAUUGAAGUGAAGGAAGCAAGGGAUAGAGCUGGACUGAUGCUUUCCCAGGAAGGUUGGGAAGCAAGAACGAAGGAACGCCCAACGGAGUUGAUAUCUACAAAACAUAGCAGUGAUACAGUCGGUGCUUCUUUCAAAAUAGCAUUGGAUGUGGCUAAUAAUACACCCAAUAUCGAUGUACCUGGAAAAAAGGAGAGGAGGAAGAGGAAGAAAAUGAAGAAACAGACUUGAGGGAGCUGUGUAGCUGACAGAGUGAAAGCCAAAUGGGGGCAGGCAUGCUGAUUAGCUGCAAGGAUUCUGCUUUCUGCGAAGCUGCUCUGAGCCCGAAGCAGAGAGGAUCUAGAAGAUUUUCCAGAGAGUGGAAGAGGAGAAUGGAGCAGUAAGCUAGACAGAGUGGGAGCGUGUGAGCGAAAGGAGAGAAUGGCCGCACUGUGCCCAGGAGGUGGUGCUGAAACAGAAUGGCUGUUAAUAACCAAUUGCUGCCCCUGAUUAAAAAACUGUUGGGCGGAUUUUGACCAGUUGCGUUAAAUCCUUUCAGGUUUUCAUGUGGUCACACUGUUUGUCGAUUCAUAAUGUUACCUGCCGUUGUAGGAACGGUUGGAGCUCCAGAGCUGCCUGUGAUCGUACUUCGAUUCCAGGGAGGAUCCACCAGUUGGUCUGGUCUCCUCUGGCAUUUUUGCAGAUGUGCUCAUCGACAGUCUAGUAAUGUACAGAAGAAAGCAUUGAUCCGAGACAAAGGGAGAAUAAUAAAUAGAUCAUUCUUACAGCUCACAAAUCUUUUAAAUUUUUGCCUCAUACAUUGACAUAUUUAUGCUUUUCACCCUGUGCUCAGGCUAGCCUGCUCCACAAGUGAUUUCUAAAAGAGGUUUUAAACUUAUUGGGAAAGAUAGUAUAAACCUUUUUUUCUCCCCAGUUUUCAUGGUGGGCUAAAGUUUAAAGUUUGUGUGUCCAAAGCGUGUUGAAUUUGCUGUACUUACAGUAGAUCGAAAUAGCUUUUUGAGAUGGUUUUUCUAUUCUGAUGUUUGGAAGUUUUUAUCAUUUUGUUACUGAAGUAUUCUAAGAUAAACUACAUUUGUGAAUGAAAUUUUUUUUUAAUGUCAGUUUAGUGUACUUCUUGAAGAGCAUGAAUUUCUCAUUGUCAGAGGGCUUGUAGCAAGGAGGAGGGAAUAUGUUACAACUGAGUCCUGUGAUUUAUAAAUAGCACCAGACUAACACCACUAAAAACCAAAGCCCUCUAUCCCUAGAGGGACUGCAUCUUUCGUGGUAGCUAUGUUUGUUUCUUCAGAUUGUCCUGAAAAUAUGCCUCAACCUGACCCAUUUCAGAAGUGCUACCUUGAAGGAGGAGAUAACGAUUGUCAGAUCUCCAUCUGCAUUCGACCUUGUGCCUUUGGAGAUCGUGUGGGAAGAUUACAAUUACUAAUGCAUGUUGAACAUAUGCUUGUUCAUAGGGAUCAGGCUGAUGUUCUGCAACACGUUUCAUUGUAGGACACUGAGUAACCAUAGAUGUUAGCGGCUUUGAACUUCCACAGCAGCGCUCCUGCAUCGCUGAGCAAUGCUGUUGGCAUUGCUGAGCUCUCUAUUUCUGCCAUCUCAACCAUCCAGUCCCUAACGUUGGCUUGUAUGAGCUUUACCUAAAGCUCGACGUCUUUACCUGAUAGCCUUCAUCUGUUCCAUAGCUUUCAAGCCAGCUUUGUCCUUCAAAUAACCACAGCAAUGUAUUUAUAUAUUUAAAUUUCAUUACUGUAUGUGAAAGGACAGUUUUCUUCUGCUGUUAUUUUUAGGGAGGCUAGCUUUACAGUGUGCCCUGAAGUUUAGCAAAGCAGGAUUAUUUCAGACAAACAGGUGAGGUGAGACAAAUAGGUCUUAACUGAUGCCGCUCAUCAGCCCACUGUCUGGAAUUUGCACAUCUCGAUGUAAGAAAAAGUAUAGGCAAUUUCUGAAUGGAAUAAAUAGACCAAAUGACUUUUUAUCUGGAAAGUAAUUGGUUCAGAGCAAACGCAUAACAAGAAGACACAUGGCCUCAAUGGAGAAACAAGUAUAGCAAGGUCAAAGAUACAGAAGAUGGGUUAAUGAGCAUGUAGGUAAUGAGUAAAAUUCUAACUCUGAAGCCAGUGGAAAACAUCCAUUGACCUCAUUGUGGCCAGGAUGUUGCCCAAGGUCUUUCUUUAGCAUUGAAGAUAACCUCUGUCAUCAAAAAAAAAAAAAAAAAAAA
Messenger RNA from Struthio camelus australis, 3517 nucleotides. The record is from RefSeq and is a predicted model, not a curated record. NCBI's taxonomy places the organism in Eukaryota, Metazoa, Chordata, Aves, Struthioniformes, Struthionidae.